UUUCUGGUCACUCUGAACCCACCGCACGCUUGCGGUUUGACGUAUGGCCAUUUAAAUCUACAACUUGUGAGAAAAAAGCAAAAAAAAAAACGAACUAACGUUGUGGCGCAGUGCAAUUGAAAGAAAACACGAGUUUCGCAUAUUUUAAUGCGUAAUGCGAACGGUUUGCGCGUGUGUUAAGGAAAAACUAAACUAAAAACUCCUUGCCAGCGAUGGCCCAAUCGGUAACGGCAGGUGGCUGCAAGGAACAGUCCAUGAUGAGCGAGCAUCACACAACGCCCAAGAAGAAGGUAACGUUGGCGCUUGCAGAAUGUGCCAGCGCCAACACAAGCUCGACCGAGGACGAUUCUAUCUUUCGCACGCUAGAAAACUUUACCGCCCAGAAUGGCACAGCAAGCCCGAAGCUGCCCACCAUCAAGGACUUUAGCAUCCUGAAACCGAUCAGCCGUGGCGCAUUCGGCAAAGUGUUUCUAGGUUAUAAAAACAGCGACCAAAACAAACUGUACGCCAUCAAGGUGAUGCAAAAGACGGAGAUGAUCAACAAAAACAUGGUCUCGCAGGUGAUAACGGAGCGAAAUGCGUUGGCCCUGUCCCGUAGCCCGUUCUGCGUGACGCUGUACUACUCGCUGCAAACGCUGUCCUCCGUGUACCUCGUGAUGGAAUACAUGGUGGGGGGCGAUCUGAAAUCGCUGCUCGCUAUGUACGGCUUCUUCGACGAGCAUACGGCACGGUUCUAUGCGGCCGAAAUCUGUCUCGCCCUGCAGUACCUGCACGGGCACGGCAUCGUUCAUCGCGAUAUCAAGCCGGACAACAUGCUGGUGGCCGCGUCGGGGCACGUCAAGCUUACCGAUUUCGGCCUGAGUCGCAUCGAGAUGCGCCGUGAUCUGGAAAUAUCGGACCUUAUUAACUGUUCGCCGAAUCUGAACGCACGAACGCCCGGCCAGCUGCUGUCGCUAACGUCCCAUCUGUCGUUUGGCUCGCACGAUAAGCGCAUAGUGGCAGAUGCGGCGGCUGCCGGCGGUGCCACCGCGAAUCGACCCAUACGGGAGGAAACGUCGGACCACGAGUCGGACAGUUCGUUCGGCAAUUCGCGUCGACAGAACGAUAGCAAAAUGUCGGGCGUGAGUCCGUUCUUUUCCGCCGAGCAAAACGUGAGCGUGGACGAGGAGAUAAAGGUGCUGCGUUCGGAGCUGACGAUAGUGGAGGAAAAGUUCGACUCGUCCUCGUGCUACUACACGUGCAAUUCGGAUGAGGAUGGCAAGACGAGCUCCGGCGGCAGCUGUGAGUCGGUGAAGCAGGUUCGCUUAAGGUUAGAACCGGCAGAUGAACCGGCGGAGGAGAAGGAGAACAUUGACAGCACAAACAGUGGCGAAGAGAAGGCGCGAAUGAAGGAUCCGUUCGAGUGUUUGAUGGUGUCGAAAAAGCUGCACCGAAAUUACACGGGCGAAGAUUCGGGCGUUUCAAGCAGAAAGAGCGAUAUUUCCAACAUUCCCUGUGAACUGUCGGCGAUCGAGAAGGUGGAGAACCACUCAAACAACAGCAAUAAGGACUUCAGUUCUGAUUUUUCAAGGAGUUACAGCAUGAGUAAUAUCACCGAAAUAUCGCACUCGCCCGUUCGGAAUGGAAUGCGUGGAUUUAAAAGGCCAGAAUUUGUCAGAGGAAUCAAACGUGGGCGCCACUUGGGGAACCGGGUAGAUUCGCUCGCUUCAGACGUCGACGGCACCAGUACGGGACUGACGCAGGAGAUCGACGUGCUCGACAUCUGCAGCGAGAUGCAUCGAAGCACGCCCAAAAAGCGCAAAAGCGCCGCCUCCCCGAUCAAGGGCGUGCUGAAGGUACGGUCGCUGUCGGACGAUGAAAUGCAAACGGGCGGCGACGCGAUCGCGAACGUGAUGUUCUCCACGCCCGUCUCCUCGCAAAAGCUACGCCGCGAAGGGGGCCAGCUGGGCAAGCUAAAAAGCACACGCUUCCAGCUGCCCUCCUCGAUCGAGCAGUCGCGCAAAGCGAAAGCGUACGGCGAGCCACUUCCGCCGCACUUCAUCAAAAUGCCCGACGAGUCGGUAAUGUCCCCGAUCUGCACGACCGGUGCGACGGCGGGCUGUGACAGUACUGCGGGCGGCGAUGCGAUCGGCCCGGCGAUCGAGAACACACCGAAGGCGGUGAAGACACCGUUCCGUACGCCGAAAUCGGUACGCCGGGCACCGCUCGGGUCGGACGAGCGGAUCCUCGGCACGCCGGACUAUCUGGCGCCGGAGCUGCUGCUGCAGCAGGGCCACGGACCCGCCGUCGACUGGUGGGCGCUCGGCGUCUGCCUGUACGAGUUCCUUACCGGCGUGCCACCGUUCAAUGACGAGACACCGCAGAAGGUGUUCGAAAACAUUCUCGGCCGGCUGAUCGAGUGGCCGUCGGACGAGGAGUCCCUGUCGCCGGAAGCGGUCGCGGCCGUCGAGCAGCUGCUCGAGAUGGAUCAAACGAAGCGACCGGCGGCGGAGCAGAUGCAGCGGAUGCCGUUUUUCGCCUGCAUCGAUUGGAAAAACAUGAGCCAGCUGGAACCACCGUUCAUUCCCAAUCCGGACGAUCCGCAGGACACCGGGUACUUUGAGGCGCGCAACAUCAUGCAACACCUGAAGGUGUCCAACUUCAAUAUGGACGCUUUUUAGGGGGGAGGUAGGUGGAAAGGUUCCCUCGCACACGGCGCGCACAGCUGGAUACUGGCCGUGGGAAUGACCAGCUGCAGCCAGAUGAGCAGCUUCAGCAGCAGCAGCAGCAGUCCACUAGCGACACCAGCACGAACGAUAUUUGGAACUAUGUGGUGUU
Anopheles coluzzii is the source of this 2817-nucleotide messenger RNA. Its product is annotated as serine/threonine-protein kinase greatwall-like. Gene Ontology annotation, biological process: transmembrane transport; peptidyl-serine phosphorylation; sodium ion transport. NCBI's taxonomy places the organism in Eukaryota, Metazoa, Arthropoda, Insecta, Diptera, Culicidae. The record is from RefSeq and is a predicted model, not a curated record. The transcript has 6 exons. Gene Ontology annotation, molecular function: symporter activity; protein serine/threonine kinase activity; ATP binding. Gene Ontology annotation, cellular component: membrane; nucleus. Bases 213 to 2660 code for a protein of 815 amino acids.